AUGGAUUGUUCAAGUAUUAACAGUACACAAUUACAAACACUUUAUGCUGAAGGAAAAUCAUGCCAAUUUAUUUUAAGUCAGUUUCAAAACACCAAAACUGAUCCGUGCAUUAAAGAAAAAAAUUUUGAAUAUGAUCGUGGUCAUCCGUGUGUUUUACUUAAACUGAAUAAAAUUUAUGAUUGGGUACCUAUCACUUAUGAAAAUGUUGCUGAAGUACCAGAAAAUUUAAAAUCAAUAUGGGACGUGGCAAUGUCCGAAUAUGUGCUGGUUCAAUGUAAUGGUGAAAAUGAUGUUGAUCGCGAUUUUAUAUAUGAACUAGAAUAUUCCUCGCCAUUGCGAAAUCUAAAAAUUGGCGGGUUCCCAAAAUAUUAUUUUCCAAGAUGGUUACCGAUCACCGUUGAUGUUUGUCUAUUUUAA
This is a messenger RNA of Didymodactylos carnosus, 417 nucleotides long. Lineage: Eukaryota; Metazoa; Rotifera; Eurotatoria; Philodinida; Philodinidae. The record is from the annotation of a GenBank genome assembly.